Messenger RNA from Canariomyces notabilis, 2112 nucleotides. RefSeq lists its product as uncharacterized. Gene Ontology annotation, molecular function: protein binding. Bases 1 to 2112 code for a protein of 703 amino acids. The transcript has 2 exons. The record is from RefSeq and is a predicted model, not a curated record. Gene Ontology annotation, biological process: negative regulation of G2/M transition of mitotic cell cycle. Gene Ontology annotation, cellular component: cell division site. Lineage: Eukaryota; Fungi; Ascomycota; Sordariomycetes; Sordariales; Chaetomiaceae.
AUGUCCAAUCCAAAGCCGGGGCCCGUCUUUCUGGACCUCAGAUCCAAAUCGCAAACCUCCGUUUCCCGACCACUGCGAUCACCUCGUCUUCAUAUCGCCGGCGAAGCUCCUCCCGAACUCUCCCCUCUCGAUGCAUUUGCCCUACAGAGUAGGCUGCUCGCCAAGCAGCUGGAGGAAAGCGCAAAGCAGGGAAGACGAAUGAGCCGGCUGCCGCCGUUGAAUGACGACAGCCCCUUAAUCGUUCAGGCCAGAUCUGAGUACUUCCGUUCUCUCUCGCAGGACUCAGUUUCAGACGAUGGUGACGCUGGCGCGCACCAAAAUAUGGGUCUUGGCUUGAAGACCCAGGUGGAUGACAACAUCGACAACCGGCCCAGGUCGAUGCACCCCCGCCUGAGCAACAUUCCUCCCACUCCCGACGACUCUAUCCCGGUUCCGGCGGUACCAAACAUGGAUUCGUUCAAGGGAAGGCAGCCGAGUGACGCAGGCGACGGUGAGCUCUUCUUCAGCUUGGGUGCACGCAGGGAACGGUCCCCAUCGCCGAUGGAGCAGGUCAAUGAUCCCAGCGACAAGCAGGCAUGGGGGAGGUCACCAACCCAGGACAGCCUACCUCAGCAGUCACCGGUGCCCAGCUCUAUUAUGGCCGGUUCUCCCGAGAGAACCAACAAGAACUCGUUUGAUGCUGCGGCACUUGUCCCUCCUCGACCGAUCUUUGCCAAACGCUCCUCCAGUCUAAUGUCUUCGGAUGAGGAGGCUACCAGUGCGUUGAGCAUCUCGAUGCAUUCUCAGGGUUCUCGAAAGUUUUCUGCCAGUAGCGGUGUCCUGUCUCCCAGUUUCGCUCCGUACCAACGAUCGCCUUCCGUCGCUUCAGAUGCCUCUGGACUGCCUCGGCCGCAGUUCAACUUCUCUAGACCGUUGAGCAGGGCAGGCACCCCGAGUUUUGAUUCGCCGGCGCGACAGGCGUCAUCCGAUAGCCAUGGGCCCUUCAUGCUCGCUGAUGACCCUGCUUGCACGCCUACUAGCAUGGGGAGCGAAGGGUUCCAGGAGCAGACAGUCGACGAUGGCACGUCCCCUGCUCCGUCAUAUAUCUACUCGAAGUUCUCUUUACCACGCGGCAAGCCCUUACAAAGAAAUUCAAUCAUCCUACUUAAUGAAUGGCUUAACCCAUCUCCCUCGGUGGAAGACGUUCCCCUCGCCCAGACGAGGACGAACCAAACUUAUCCCAUGGCUGGGCAACCUCCACCGUCCCCACCGACCCGGCCAUCUAGCGCCUCUGAGAGCCGUUCAUUUGGAGGCCUUAUUUCACGGCCAUCGCAGGAGCGGAGUAAGCUCAGCACCGAAGUCUUCCGCCCUGCCCAGCAGCCCUCUCCAAACCCGAGCAGACCAUCGACGGACGAUGCUCGUGUCUCUGAGGAUAGAGAAAGGGUGCGAUCUCUGGUGUCCCCUCUUCGCGGGACUGCCACUGGCACGUCAUCUGCGUCUACGGCAACUAGCGACUCCGCCAGCACGAUCAAGGCAGGGCUGCCACAACAUUCCUCAGUGCCUGCUAUGUCAGACCUCUCGGCAGAGGAGCAUGUUAGCAAGGCUAUUGCCCUGCACGAGAGCGGCUCUCUCCAGGAAUCGACGUGGCACUUACGACACGCUGCCAAGAAGGGGCAUCCUACCGGGAUGCUGCUCUACGCCCUUGCCUGCCGUCAUGGCUGGGGGAUGCGCCCGAACCCGCGAGAAGGGGUCGAAUGGCUUCGGAAAGCUGCGGAUUCCGCCAGUUUGGAGAUGGCAGACGAUGAAGAACAGGCCAAGGAAGGCAAGGCCGUUGAUGUUGCUGAGCGUAAGACGCGUAAGGCGCAGUUCGCACUCAGCAUCUACGAGCUCGGCGUGAGCCAUAUGAAUGGCUGGGGCAUUGAACAAGACAAGGCUCUCGCAUUGCGAUGCUUUGAGAUUGCUGCAUCCUGGGGCGACGUUGAUGCCCUCGCUGAGGCGGGUUUUUGCUAUGCUCAGGGUAUCGGGUGCAAGAAGGACCUCAAAAAGAGCGCCAAAUACUAUCGCCAAGCCGAGGCUAAAGGCAUGAGCAUGGUCGGCAACAGCUGGUACGGGCUAUAUUCCUCCGCCUUGUGA